Molecule: messenger RNA, 874 nt
Organism: Syngnathus typhle (broad-nosed pipefish)
Lineage: Eukaryota; Metazoa; Chordata; Actinopteri; Syngnathiformes; Syngnathidae
Product: CDGSH iron-sulfur domain-containing protein 3, mitochondrial-like
Exons: 4
Coding region: 181-666 (161 amino acids)
Cellular component (GO): intracellular membrane-bounded organelle
Molecular function (GO): 2 iron, 2 sulfur cluster binding
Source: RefSeq, a predicted model, not a curated record
AGAGGGCGUGAGCCGAGGAAGAGGAAGGGAGGACAUUGCGUACUACGCAAUUUGUUUACAUUUUACAACCAAUUGCCCGUCAGUUUACUCGUUGGGAAUUUGAGAUCACUUUAGAGUACCGAGCAACUUGCGUGCUACUUUCUCCAUUCUUGCUACUAUUUUCCUCCAUUUGUUCACAACAUGAAGAUGAUCUGGAGGGGUUUGCAACAUUUUAGACGACCUCAGCAGCUCUUACUUGCUCCCUCCAAGUUGGAGCACAUUCGUCCUGAGUCUACACAGCCUGUCCCGGCAGCUCGGUUGCCGUACAGGGUGCAACUGUGCGCUGGAAAACGCUAUGCCUGGUGUGCAUGUGGGCACAGCAAGAAACAGGUCCAUCUCUCCACAAUUCCUCCUCAACCGGUCAUCCCCUCAAAGAAACCUUUCAAAGUGGAUCUUGUCGGUGGGAAGCGUUACGCUUGGUGCACCUGUGGACACAGCAAGAAACAGCCUUUCUGUGAUGGAGCACACAAAAGCAAAGCCCAGGGCUUGUCCCCACUACACUUUGUCCCGGAAAAAGACGUCACAGUUUGGCUGUGUGGCUGCAAAUACACUAACAACCGUCCAUACUGCGAUGGCACGCACAAGCAGGACUUCAUCGUGUCUGCCCCGCUGCAUGAACAGACCUGAUAGUUCAAAUGGGCCUUGUUCCCAGAAGGACUGUUUGGCUUAACUGUGUCCAACCUCAGUGGCGAUUUAGAACAAUGGCCUGUGGUUGUAAAUUCAGAACAUACUAUACAUAUUUAUGAUUGUGAUAGAAGUGUUAAAAGAACGGUUGUUUUUUUAUUGAAAGCUGACCUUGAGAUAUAGAUGAGUCAAAAUAAAUGUUUUAAGAAAA